GAGGAGAGGAAGGAGGGAGACAGGAGCUUUUCUUUUCUUUUUCUUUCCGCCUCUUCCUUUCUCCCUCGCACACCAAAUCUCCUCUUUUCCAUGGCCUCCGUCAGGGGGUUGCCAUAGGAACUGUAGUGACAAAGGCGAGGGAAGUCUCCAGGGCCUGUGUUUGGAGGGACGGAGGGGAGAGCAAGGAGGAGGAGUCUGAGCCACAAGUUUGAGCGGAUCUCCAAAACUGCUGGAAAAGUUGCUUUGCGAGGGAGAAAAAGAGAUGUGGGGGAGCCAAGCGCAGCUGGAUCCAUGGCGAUAAGGAGGCUGGGAUCGCUGUGGCGGCAGUGGCGGUGGCGGCAAAAAGGCUAGGCCGGGCAGAGAUGUGAAUGGCAGUGACCGACAGCCAGGGAGGACCGCCCGACUGACCCGGGAGCUGUGGGAAUCGCUCCCACAUCUCCAAGCAUGCUCGGCUUCCCACUCCUACUGAUCGCCGCCUUCUCCUGUUGCUCCUGCUCUGAAGUCAAUCCUGCCAUAUGUCGAUACCCUCUGGGGAUGCACGAAGGAACAAUCCGAGAUGAGGACAUCACCGCUUCCAGCCAGUGGUACGACUCUACGGGGCCUCAGUACGCACGGUUGCUGAGGGAGGAGGGUGAUGGGGCCUGGUGUCCAGCUGGUCUCCUGCAACCCGAAGACGUACAGUUUCUCCAGAUAGACCUACACAAGCUCUACUUCAUCACCCUGGUGGGGACGCAAGGGAGGCAUGCCCGGGCGACCGGGAAGGAGUUUGCCCGUGCCUACCGGAUCGACUACAGUCGCAACGGGGAGCGUUGGCUCUCUUGGAAAGAUCGCCAAAACAGGCAGGUGAUUCAAGGCAACAUUGACACCUACGACGUCGUCCUGAAAGAUCUUCGCCCACCUGUCAUUGCCCGCUACAUCCGAGUCAUCCCAGUGACUGAGCAGCCCAUGACCGUCUGCAUGCGAGUGGAGCUUUAUGGUUGUGUCUGGUCUGAUGGUUUGGAGUCCUAUAGCAUGCCUGAGGGGGAGAUGAUUGCAGCUCCUGGCCAUCCUGUUGUCUACUUGAACGACUCAACCUAUGAUGGUUACCAGGAGUGCAGGCUCCUGCACGGUGGGUUGGGCCAGCUGACAGACGGCGUCCUGGGCUUAGAUGAUUUCACCAAGAGCCACCAGUACCGCGUCUGGCCGGGCUACGACUACGUGGGCUGGAGGAACGGCAGCUUUAGCAGCGGCGCUGUCGAGAUGGAGUUCCAGUUCGACCGGCAACGGAACUUCACCUCCAUGAAGGUGCACUGCAACAACAUGUUUUCCAAGGGCGUGAAGAUCUUUGAGAGGGUGGAAUGCUUCUUCAAGCCGCGGCUGAUCGCCGAGUGGGAGCCGGACCCCGUGGGCGUGGACACAGUCCUCGAUGACAAGAACCCCAGCGCGCGGUUUGUGACCGUCCCCCUCAGCCAGCGCGUGGGGAAAGCCAUCCUCUGCCACUUCCACUUCGCUGACACCUGGAUGAUGAUUAGUGAAAUUUCCUUCCAAUCAGCAGACAUGGAUGCCAUCGACCCCAUUACGGUCACUCUGGCCUCAAGCACAACCUUGGCGAUGCUCCCCUCGGAAGAAGCCAACGCAACGGAUGGGACUUGGGGGACCACCUUGCUGCCUUCAACAAUUCCUUGGGUUGCUCCGAAAGCAGAGGACUCCGACACCUCCAGUUUGGUCAGCUGCCUCGUGGCCAUCAUUCUCCUACUCCUCGUUAUCAUUGUCGCCAUUCUGUGGAGGCAGCACGCCCAGAAGCGCCUGGAGACGGCUCCCCGGAGGAUCCUGGAAGAGGACGCCACCGUCCGGCUCUCCUUCUACAGCUCCAGAAUUGUCAGUGGCCAGACACAGAUCCACCAGACCAAUCCCACCUACGAGAGGGUCUUCCCGCUGGACCUGGAAUAUCACCAGCCAAUCACCCUUCUUCAGAAACUCCCCGAACUCUCCCAAAGCGCUGAAGACUCAGCCUGUAGCGGUGACUAUGCCGAGCCAGACCUCACCAAGUGCACUCCGCACCAAGGGUUCCAGAACAAUGUCCCUCACUACGCUGAGACGGACAUUGUCAGCCUGCAAGGCGUGACGGGCAACAACACCUACGCCGUGCCGGCAAUCACCGUUGACUCGUUAACCAAGAAGGACAUCACCGUGGCCGAGUUCCCAAGGCAGCAGCUGCGGCUCAAGGAGAAGCUGGGAGAAGGACAGUUUGGGGAGGUCCACCUGUGCGAAGCAGAUGGUCUCCUGGAAUUCUUAGGCCGCAGUUCUCCAGAAGCCUCCAGCCGGGCGGUUCUGGUGGCCGUAAAGAUGCUGAGAGCCAAUGUCACCAAGACGGCCAGGAACGAUUUCCUGAAGGAGAUCAAGAUCAUGUCCCGCCUGAAGGACCCGAACAUCAUCCGCCUGCUGGGCGUGUGCGUGCGGGAUGACCCGCUGUGCAUGAUCACAGAGUACAUGGAGAACGGAGAUCUCAAUCAGUUCCUGUUGCAGCGCCAGAGCAGAAGCGCCUUCACGCUGUCCAACAACAUUCCCUGUGUCAGUUGCCUUCACCUCCUACUCAUGGCUACCCAAAUUGCCUCUGGCAUGAAGUACUUGGCAUCCCUGAACUUUGUGCACCGGGAUCUGGCCACGCGCAACUGCCUGGUCGGGAACAAUUACACCAUCAAGAUUGCCGAUUUCGGCAUGAGCAGGAACCUGUACAGCGGCGAUUACUACCGGAUCCAGGGCAGAGCCGUGCUGCCGAUCCGCUGGAUGGCCUGGGAGAGCAUCCUGCUGGGCAAGUUCACCACGGCCAGCGACGUGUGGGCUUUUGGUGUGACGCUGUGGGAGAUGUUCACACUGUGCAAGGAGCAGCCCUAUAGCUGGCUCUCAGAUGAGCAGGUCAUCGAGAACACUGGGGAGUUCUUCCGAGACCAGGGCCGACAGGCCUAUCUGACUCAACCGCCCCUGUGUCCGAAUCCUGUCUUCUCCUUGAUGAUGAAGUGCUGGAGUCGCGACAUCAAGGACCGCCCUGCGUUCGAGGCCAUCCACCUGUUUCUGGUGGAGCAGAUGGACGGGAGCAUUUGACCUGCCAGACACGCGUGAGGGACGCCGUGAGGGACCAAUUUGGGAGUGGCCUUGUCUCGGCCUAAAACUUUUCCGCUGGGCUCCUUCGCCGCCGGGCGUGAGCCCAGGUGCCUUUGGAGCUGACAACCGAGGAGUCCUUUCAAACAGGGUGCGAGAUGUCCUUUCACUGCGUAUCGUACCACAGAGCUUGCGUGGACGUUUGCCAUCAUGAAGGAAUACGGCCGCGCUUGCGGUGGGUUUCUUUGCUUCAGUCAGAAUCCAUUUUCCGUGACCUCCGCUCCAAGGAGGUGGCCAUGGCAGCUGCUGCCUCCCUCAGCCAUGGCCAAGAGACUCUCCGGUCUGAGGACACGCCAUCUCAUGGGAUAAUACGGCCUUCCUUCCUGGAAAUGCUGAGAGGGUCCUCGUCUCAGCCCUUCUCCUCUUCCCUCACAAAAAGCGACAAAAGACACCAUCUCUUAAGAACACACAAAUAGCCUCCUUGCUGGUCGGUCAGGCUGAAGGACCUGAGCAUUACAAGGCUCUCGUGGCUUGUGAUUCCCAGCAACGAGCGUCUUCAAGAGGACAACGCAGUUGGGGAAAUGAUAUUCCGGCUGUCAGAAAAGCUUGGUUCUUGGGAGGUGCGUGGACUCUUCCUGGAAGCCAUCUUGGCAUGUCCUCCUCACUGAAGGAAACCUGCAAGGGGAACGGAACAAAGCGGGUGGAGAGGUCAGCCAUUUGCAAAGCCCCAUCCUCUGGAUUGGGAGGGGGCUAUUCACACUUGGGACUGCCUGUUUGUAGAGGGGUGUGUGUGAAUUCUUCCACACUGGAUUUUAUAUUCUUUCAAAAAGGGUGGUGGUGGAUAAUGUUAUUGGUCAUAGGAAGGUCACUGAGGGCUGUCUGCUAAAUAUGUGGGUUUUUUGGGGGGCAGGGGGAGGGUCUUUUAAGGGGAAAUAGUUGACACUGUUACUACUGUCAUCAUGACGCCAAUGCCUUGUGUUUGUGAACUCGGAGCCAAAACAGACUGACAUGCAAAUCUCUCUGUUCCCAGAUCCCACUUUUAAGAAGAUUCCAAAAGAGACAGGAAAAUUGGGCUUGGGGGCCUCUCGCUGUCUUAACCAGUUUCACACCGCUUGCCCCACUUCUUCUCUUCGUUUAAGGACCCCCCCCUUUCUUAAUCUGCCUCUUUUUUAAUUUUUAUUUCUUUGAAAUUCAGAAGCUGUUCUAGAAUUCUCUCUGGGCCACCAAACACUGCCUCCAAGACUGAACGUAUAUUACAUUUUCCACAGUCACGGAACUGGGUGCUGAGCUCUGGAAACCGUACAGCGGAGAAGCUCAGCUUUCAUUAAACCAACCCGCCAAGUUUCUAGCCCUUUAUGAUCAGCCUGAGAGGACGCAGGCAAACAUCUCCAAAAGGGCGGGAAGAAACCAACCGUAAGCCCUUUGCAUGUCUCUUCUUGCUCCAUCACCCAGAGUGCAUCGGCACAAAAGGAAAGAGAAAUUGUACCAAAGCGGAGCAGGGUUGCAAUUUGAGGUGAGGUUUUGAUGCCCGGUGAACACAGACCAGAUUAUCUGCUGCUGUGGUCCAGACUGGGAGCCUUAAAGCAGUCACCUUUUUAACCCAUGAUGCCCUGUGACUUUAGAAGGCUUAUUUUUGUCGUAAUACCGCAAAAAGGUGUCCUUUCCUGUCUGUUGCAGCUGAAGGUACUGGUUUAAAUGGCAUAAGAGCAUGCCAGAGCCAAAUGACGUGGCAAGCUGAAUCUCCCUCCCCUGUCCCCCCCCCCCAGACAACUCUGUGGAAUUGUAGUUUGGUAGAGGUCCUUGGGAUUCUCGAUUAGAGAUCCCUGUGCCACAGAACUACAAUUCCCAGGGGUCUUUGAGGAAGAGGCAGGGGUGUAGUCAUCCAGGGUCUCAGGGGGUCUUAGACCCCUUACUUUUUUGGGAGCAGGGCCCUAGCAACGUCCCUAUGUCUCCAGCAUCCUACGAGCCAAUCAGAGUAAAAGGAGACGAGUCAGCCACUCAGAAGAUUAUUCUCAGUAGCUAACAUUCUCCCCUUUCAUGCUUGUUGGCUCCUAGGGCCAUCUGUUGAUAUGGGAGAAGGCAUUAACAAGGACCUGAUUCUCAACCCAGCAGCAAAAAGCAGGAGGAAGGGGGCGUGGCUGUGACUAAUAUAAAGUGACCCUGCACUUCUGAACCUGCCACUACACUACUGGGUAGAGGGAAUGAUAUUUAAGCCAGUUUAACAGUGCAUUUCUGUACAUCUUUAUCUACUAAAAGCCACACCAGACAUGGCAUUAUUCACGUUGCUUGGCUUUGUUUGCUGGUUACUGUUUUAAAAAAUUACAGAUGUGGGGGGGCACUGGAUUGGAACUAGUGCAAGGGGAAGGGUGCUGUAGCUGAGGUUAUUGGGGGGGAGGACAGUUCAUCACAGAGGGAGGAGUGGGUUCUGCCACAUCUCCCUUUCGGAGGCCUCACCUGCACUAUCCUUUGAAAGCACUAUCGUGCCACUUAAACCGUCACGGCUUCUUCCCCCAAAGAAUCCUGGGAACUGUAGUUGGUUGUUUGGUGCUGAGAGUUACACAGAGCUACAGUUGCCAGAAUGGGAUUAAUAAUCAAUCCCUCUUUCCAGGGAACUCUGGGAAUUGUAGCUCUGUGAGGGGAAUACAGGUCUCCUAAUCAUCCUCAGUGCCCUUAGCAAACUACAGUUCCCAGGAUUCUUUGGGGGGGAGGAAGCCAUGGCUGGGGCCUGAGUGGGGGACAGUGUCGGGGGCAGCAAAUCCCCAGUGAUCCAACCAGCAAAGGGGUGUAGAGAAAGUGGCCAUUGUAAAGACCUGCCUCUCUCCCCCUCCCACCGCCCCCUUAGAAAAAAUAUUAUUUAGGCAGUGGUGGCUGAUGGCUCCAUGACAGUGAAAUCUGCUCUGGGUUUUAGUCCAAACUUUCAAGGAGCUGUCCAGGGUGCUGAAACCUAGCUCCUUGAAAGUUUGGACUAAAACCAGGAGCGGAUUCCACGGCCCCACUAAUAUGAAGCCACCAGCCGCCACCAUAUUUCGGAACACACCAUAGUAUAUUCAGGGAGCUAAAAAGAUGGGGAUAACUGGAAUUCAGAUAAAUUGAAAAAAUUGUUGUAUACUGGACUAUAGCCUUAAGUAGUUCAGACCUAUAUGCAAAUGCAAAUUGGCUUAGCGGUGGUAUGUAAUAAGUAAAAACCCUCUAAGGAACUCACUUGGUGGUCAAUCAGAUUUGGCUAUGGGAGCAUGUCCUUCCUAAGCAGCAGUGACUUUUCUUUGUUGCCCUUAGUAGCCCGUGACAUCCCCCGCUACAACCCUGUCAUGAAUCUUAGAACAAUGAAGAUUCCUUAAAGGCGAACAAAUAUGUCAUGGCAUAAGCUUUCGUGUCCCACACUCCACUUCAUUAGAUGCAUGAAAGGUCGGGCUGAUCUCAAGCUGCGUACACACCAUAUAUUUAAAGCCCAUGACUUUAAAGCCCGAGAAUCCUGGGAACUGUAGUUUAUCCCUAACAGAGCUACAAUUCUCAGCACCUUUAACAAACUACAGUUCCCAGGAUUCUUUGGGGGAAGCCAAGUGCUUUAAAUGUAUAUGGUGUGCACACAGCAUCAGACAAAGGACAUUUCAUAGAAUCAUAGAAUAGUAGAGUUGGAAGGGCCCUAUAAGGCCAUCAAGCCCAACCCCCUGCUCAAUGCAGGAAUCCAAAUCAAAGCUUUCCCAACAGAUGACUGUCCAGCUGCCUCUUGAAUGCCUCCAGUGUUGGAGAGCCCACUACCUCUCUAGGUAAUUGAUUCCAUUGUCGUAUGGCUCUAACAGUUAGGAAGUUUUUCCUGAUGUUCUGUCGAAAUCUGGCUUCUUGCAACUUGAGCCCAUUAUUCCGUGUCCUGCACUCUGGGACGAGUGAGAAGAGAUCCCGGCCCUCCUCUGUGUGACAACCUUUCAUGUACUUGUUAGCACAUUAUACUUGUUUACUGGCUUCCCGAUGUCGUGGCAUCUGUGCCAUCAAGAACUAUUUUGUGAAUUACUACUGUUAAGUACAUAAUUAUCACCAUCUGCACUUUUCAUUUCCCUCUGACCUCAUGGUUUCAAUCCUACCCUCCCAAACCGUAUGUAUAUACACCUAACACUCAGGAUAAUACCGCACACAUCUGAUGAAGGAGACUGCAGUCUGCAAAAGCUUGUGCCAUAAUAAAUUUGUUGGUCUUCAAGGCGCAGCAAGACUCUCUGUUGUCGCUGCUGCAAACGGCUAUCACGGCUAUCCCUCUGGACAGGACUCCUAGAGCCUCUGAGGCAAUCUCAUUGCUUCUGCCUCAGGCUCUCUUUUAUCUCAGUGCUUUAAACUAGAGACCAAAGAUUUGCUUCAUCUUAUUACUCUGAAUGUGAAGUUCUGUGCCCCUUCUAGGGCCUGUGUGAUGUUUGUUUCCCCAUCCCCUUCCGGCUUCUUAGCUCCCCCUACUCCAAGGGCUCUUUGGCCUUCAGUCCUUUAUCUCCCCAGAUUUCACCCCACAGCCUCUUUUAUCCCCAGCUCUUGGGUGAGGUUCCCUCCUCCUCAGAAAAUCCUCAAACCACUUCCCUGACAGCAGCUGCUUUUUUAUUUUUUGGAACAUUCCAUGACUGACCCUUCCCCCUCCGAAGUUAGAAUGUUAGCAAACAUUCCAGGCAUGCUUUAGGUCCCCUCACCCACACAAAACACUUCAAUGGCUGAAUACAUGGCAGAGUGAUUUUUGAUGAAUUUUCUACAAUCAUAAUGACUUCUUUUUUUACAGUCAUCCAGUUUCUAGCCACUGGACCCCCCCCCCCUGAAUCCUUUUACCAUGUAAAAUACUAGUGUGGGUCAGAAGACCUGUUUUUCAUCCCAGAAUAGUGAAAGUGACAGCUAUAAAGGAACUGCCUUAUACUGGGCUUGACUGCUGCUCUCUCUCUCUCUAGCCCAGAGAUGCGGCUCUCCAGAGGUUGUUGGGUACAGCUCCCAUAAUUCCUAUUACCUAUAGUGGCUGAGGCUGGUGUGAGUUCGAGUCCAGUAACAUCUGGAGGGCCAUUGGUUCUCCAUCCCUGCUCUAGCCAAAUACGUCUACAGUGCAGUGGCGGCUUGUGGCUCCAUGUCAGUGGGGCAGUGGAAUCCACUCUGGGUUUUAGUCUGAAUUUUCAAGGAGCUGUCCGAGGGUUCAUUCUAAGGUUUUUUUCCCUACCGCACAAGCAGCCAGCACACUGCCCGCCACUGAACUAGUCAAGUAAUUUGCCCCAUAUUAUACUAUUAACAAGAGAGCCAGUGUGGUGUGGUGGUUAAGGUGUUGGACUAUGACCUGGGAGACCAGGGUUCGAAUCCCCAUGAAGCUGACUGGGUGACCUUGGGCCAGUCACUGCCUCUCAGCCUCAUGAAAACCCUAUUCAGAGGGUUGCCAUAAGUCAGAAUCGACUUGAGGGCAGUACAUUUUUACAUACUGUUAGCAGGGCUUUUUUUGUGACAGACCUCACCAGUACAGAGCACCUGCACCUCUUUUUUGUUGCCUAUGCCAGCCAUUUUGUGCAGACACCCACAGUGCUUUUAUCAACAUAUGGUUACCGGCACCUUGUUUUUUACUGAACAAGUACUGACUCGUAGUAUAAAAUUAUGAAGAGUUGAAAGGAACCGGUAUUUAUCUUCAUUUUCUGUUUCUUUUCAUCUUUCCUCAUCUGUUUCUUUUUUAAAACUACCUAGCUCGCCAUUAAAUCCCAGAUGAUCAACUGCACAAAAACUUGCUUCAGUGCUGUACAGAUUUUUUUGACGCUGCACAAAACGUGUCUAGCUGCACAUUAGAAUAAACCUUGAGCUGUCCAAAGCACUUUGGACUGCGCCUUGAAAGCUCGGAGUAAAACCCGGUGAGGAUUCCCUUGCCCCAUUGACAUGGAGCUCCCAGCCACCAUUGCCACAAUGGUUAGGAGUAAGGAAAUAUUUCCCAGCAUUGCUAACUGGAGACUCAAGCGACUGAACAUCAAGCCUUACAGGUGCUCUUCCACCAAGCUGCAGCUCCUGUGGUAAUGGAGGGAAGAUUGUCAUACAUAUUUAUUUGGGCAGGGGGAAGAGAUAUUACCACUGGCUAUCUCAGUUUCUGGUCAUGUGAGAAACUGGUCAGGUUGCCAUCUCCCUUUCUGGCCCUUGCUUCUGUGCCUUUAAAGGCAGCUUGAUCUGCUGACAUUCACAGAGAGAGAGGCCUUACGCUGCUGAUUUCUCCAGAUCAAGCUGGUGUUAAAGCAGGAUGGGGCAAUUCUGGCCCACCAGAUGUUGUAGGACUCCAGCUCCCAUCAUCCCUCAGCUUUGGACAUGCUGGCUGGGGCUGAUGGGAUCUGGAGUCCCGUAACUUCUGGAGGGCCGGAGGUCUCCCAACCCUUGCCCCUCAAGGCAUAGGAACAGACCAGGAUGUGGGGCUUUCCCCCAUGGUCAGUUGCCCAUCCUAGUAGCCUGUUGCUAGGUUGCUUGCACACCAAAAGGGUGGGCUGCAAACGAUGUAGCAGUUGACCAGGUAGGCCGCAGCCAGCCCUCCCUAGUGUGUCGCUUAGCAACGGCGAACAGGAAUGAAGCAUUUCAUUGAGAAUGCGACAGUUAUGCACCUUUUGCCUUGGCUAUGAGGGCAGCCCUUCCUGGGACAUCCUUCUUUCCAUGUUACUUGAAGUUCAAAACUGUGGAUAGACAUCGGCCAUUUUGUCCCAGAGCACAUGACUCCUCUCUCUUUCGCUAACCAUUCUCGGUUUUAUGUCGUUUGUUUUGGCUGUUGUAUGGCUGUGUACAUAUUGUAUUUAGAAAUGGCAUUCAGAUGUGUACAUAAUAAUAAUAAUAAUAUAUAUGGAUUUUAACCAGCAGCUCCUCUGCAAUCACACCUUUGCCAUGGAGGCUUUUUUGUUUUUUGUUUUUUUUACAUUGACAAAUGACCAAUAAAUUCUGUUGGUUUUCUUUUC
This is a messenger RNA of Rhineura floridana, 9995 nucleotides long. RefSeq names its product discoidin domain-containing receptor 2-like. The record is from RefSeq and is a predicted model, not a curated record. Gene Ontology annotation, cellular component: membrane; signaling receptor complex. Gene Ontology annotation, biological process: positive regulation of kinase activity; multicellular organism development; cell surface receptor protein tyrosine kinase signaling pathway. Gene Ontology annotation, molecular function: protein tyrosine kinase collagen receptor activity; ATP binding; collagen binding. The coding region runs from base 445 to 3081 and encodes 878 amino acids. Lineage: Eukaryota; Metazoa; Chordata; Lepidosauria; Squamata; Rhineuridae. The transcript is spliced from 17 exons.